AUGCACCGGCUCGCCGUGCUGCUCCUGGCCGCCUCGUGGUUGCUCCUGGCCGGCUUGAGCCGCGGCUACUUCCCAGAGGAGCGCUGGAGCCCCGAGUCUCCGCUGCUGGCUCCGCGGCUGCUCGCGGCGCUGCUCUGCCGCAACUCGGAGCACUCUCUGCCGCAUGUGCUGGGAGCCAUCGACCGCCUCAACUACCCCAAGGACCGCAUGGCCCUGUGGGUGGCCACGGACCACAACGUAGACAACACCACAGCUAUGCUGAGAGAGUGGCUGAUGAACGUGCAGAACCUGUACCACUAUGUGGAGUGGAGGCCACAGGAGGAGCCCAGUGAGUACGAAGACGAGGAUGGUCCGAAGCACUGGAGCAACGAUCGGUAUGAGCAUGUUAUGAAGCUACGGCAGGCGGCCCUGGAGACAGCGCGGGAGAUGUGGGCCGACUACUUCCUGGUGGUGGACUGUGAUAAUCUCCUGACUGAUCCUGAUGUUUUGUGGAAGUUAAUAAAGGAGAAUAAGACCAUCGUGGCUCCGAUGCUGGAGUCCAGAGCUGCGUACUCAAACUUCUGGUGUGGAAUGACCUCUCAGGGCUACUACAAGCGCACUCCAGCCUACAUGCCCAUGAGGCGGCAGGAGCGGAAAGGCUGUUUUGCCGUUCCGAUGGUCCACUCCACGUUCCUGGUGGACCUCAGGAAGCAGGCAGCCAGCCAGCUGGCCUUCUACCCACCGCACCCAGACUACAGCUGGGCCUUCGAUGACAUCAUCGUCUUCGCCUUCUCGGCCCGCAUGGCAGAUGUCCAGAUGUAUGUGUGCAACAGAGAGACUUAUGGUUUCUUCCCUGUUCCACUGCGGUCCCAUAAUUCAUUGCGAGACGAGACAGACAGCUUCCUCCACUCCAUGCUGGAGGUCAUGGUGCGUAGUCCUCCGUUGGACCCCUCUGUGUAUCUUUCUCUUCCUGCUAAGCAGCCUGACAAAAUGGGCUUUGAUGAGAUAUUCAUGAUAAACCUGGUGAGACGGCAGGACCGUAGAGACCGGAUGCUGAGGACUCUGUUGGAGCAGGAGAUCACCUGCAAGAUCGUAAACGCGGUGGACGGCAAGGCGUUGAACGCGAGUCAGGUCCGUGCUCUGGGUAUAGAAAUGUUGCCAGGAUACAGUGACCCGUACCACGGCCGGCCGCUCACUAAAGGAGAGCUGGGCUGCUUCCUGUCCCACUACAACAUCUGGAAUGAGAUUGUAGAGCGAGGUCUGAAGGUCUCCCUGGUGAUCGAGGAUGAUCUGCGCUUUGAGAUUUUCUUCAAGAGGCGUCUUCAGAACCUGAUGCAGGAAGUGGAGGCGCAGGGACUGGACUGGGACUUGAUUUAUAUUGGGAGGAAGAGGAUGCAGGUGGACCAUCCGGAAAAAUCUGUGCCCAACAUCCACAACCUGGUGGAGGCUGAUUAUUCCUAUUGGACACUGGGCUACAUGAUCUCAUUACAAGGCGCUAAGAAGCUGCUAAGGGCGGAGCCUCUGAAGAAGAUGCUUCCAGUCGACGAGUUUCUCCCUGUGAUGUACAACAAGCACCCAGUGGAGGACUACAUGUCCCACUUUGAGGCGAGAGACCUUCGGGCGUUCUCAGCUGAGCCCCUGCUGGUCUUCCCUACUCACUACACGGGUGACCCCGGCUACAUCAGCGACACGGAGACGUCCACAGUGUGGGACAAUGAGACCGUACGGACGGACUGGGACAGGGCACGCUCCCGCAAAACUCUGGAGCAGGAGGAACUCAGCUCGGAGGCCCAGAACACGGACGUCCUGCAGUCAGCGCUGGACAGCACGGCCAGGGAUGAGCUCUGAGAGCCUGAGACUAAAGCUGGGACUUGGGGGAGGGAGUUAGUGAGUAAUUUAGAAGUGUCAGUUAUUCAGUAACUUCACACACUAGGUUUACAGCAGCUGCUGACCGCUCUUCUUUUGAAUUUCAAGCAGGAUUUAACUGGCAAACAGACACAGUACUGCUCAGUGGUGAUGACCUUUUACAGCCUGACAGACAGACAAAUCUUAUUCCUAAGUUCUAGGAGGUCUUAGGAGGUUCUAGGAGGUUUUAGGGAGUCUCCACCUGCUGGACAGUGUGUGUUGGUGGCCUCAAGUCACCAAACUGAACCAGUAAACGAACAUUUCAUUCUGAAAAAAUGAAAGAAAUACACUAUAUUCUGUUGGAAACCAUAUCAGGGAGGUAAGCAUGUUCACAAAGAUGGUUCUUCAAGGGUUCUUUAGUAAGGAAAAUAGUUCUAUAUAAAACCAUGAACACUCCAUGUGUUUGCCUAAAUGGUUCCUUGCAUGGUGAAAUGGUUCUUCAGAUUGAUGGAGAAUGUAUUGUAGAUGGUUCUAUGUAGAAGCUUCUUCUAUUGUUACGAUGUCAAGCUUUUCUGUGCUAUAUAGAAGAUUGUUUCUAGAACCGUCUGUAGCACAUUCAUGCAUUUUCCAUCAGUCUGAAGGUCCCUUUCAUGAUGCGAACAGUCUUUUAAUCAUGCAAAGGGCUCUUUGAUUGUUCAAAGGUCUUUUUGGAACCAUUUUCUUUACUAAAGAGCCAUGAAGAACCCUCUUUUUCAACAGUGUGGAGACCAAAAGUAUUAAAUGGGGUGGGCUUACUGGGUAACUGGGUAAGAAUUGCUGGGAGAGUUGGGACCAAAAUCGGAGAGAAAAUCCAGGAUUUAUUAGGAAAUCCAGGAUUUAUUAGUUGUGAGUAACAGUGUUGAUAUUAAAACGUAUAACUCCACGUCUCCAGUGGGAGCUGAUGAGUCGCGAUGAUGCAGUAGAACUUUAUUCACACAGAUCUGAACUAACGGGACUAAAAACUGCGUUCUACAUGUUUUGAGUCGAAAGGCUCUCUGAGGAACCCUUCUGGUUCUCGGCUGUGCGGAAGUCCAGAGAGGCCAUGAGGUAGUUUUCUGAAUUGUUAUCUUUAGAUAGUUGAUUAUCUUAUCUUGAGAUAAUAAAAGGUCUCAAGAUAACCAAGGUUAUCACAACUUUUAUUAUCUUGAGAAGAUAAUUCAUAAUAAGAUAAGUUCAUUACAUUAGGAUCUCAAGAUAACUAUCUUAGGAUCUAAAGAUGAAGCUGUUUAUUGUCUUAUCAAGAUAACAAGUUUGUCAUCUUGAGAUUACGAGUUAAUUAUCUUGGGAUCUUAACAAAUUAUCUUGAGAUAAUGAGUUAAUUAUCUUGAUCUCAAGAUGCCAAAGUUGCUGUCUUGAGAUAAUGACUUGAUCUUAUGUUGAGAUAAAAUUUGUUGCCUUGAGAGGUUCACUAUCUUGUGAUCUCAAAAUCUUAACUUUAUCUUGAGAUCACAAGAUAAGUAACUUAUCUCAAGAUAACCUUCCAGGAAAUUCUAGCAACAGCUCAUGGCGUCUCUGCACUUCGGUACGGGUGCCUUUCAGAAAGGAUCCUGUUUUGCUGAGUGAGACGUGCGACUGUGAAGAACCUUGAAGAACCACAUAAUGUUGGGGUUCGAAGGUUUUUCCUACAAGCACAAGAACCAUUUGGGAAAAGCCAGAGCUGCUUUUACGCAUUCGUUCUUGAUCAUGUUUGCUGCUUGAGACGCAAAGAAAACUAAAACGGUUGCAGUUUGAUCUGCGUAACUUCUAGAACUGAUUCAGACGCGGUUCAGAUCUUCAGACCUGUCAUCAGAGUUACUGCCGGUGAGAUCGAGGGUUGGCCUGAAAUACUUGACUGACAGCUCAGGCAGGGUUAUAAAUUAUAAUGGUUACCUUUCAUUCUGAAAUACACAAAUCAGGCAUAACAUCAUGACCACCUCCUCGUUUCUAUGUUCACUGUCCAUUUUAUCAACGCCAGAAACUCCAGCAGCUCUGCUGUGUCUGAUCCACUCAGACAAGCGCAACACACACUAACACAC
Messenger RNA from Pygocentrus nattereri (red-bellied piranha), 3878 nucleotides. It is a transcript of the gene colgalt1b, whose product is annotated as collagen beta(1-O)galactosyltransferase 1b. The transcript has 12 exons. Lineage: Eukaryota; Metazoa; Chordata; Actinopteri; Characiformes; Serrasalmidae. The record is from RefSeq and is a predicted model, not a curated record. Bases 1 to 1827 code for a protein of 608 amino acids. Gene Ontology annotation, molecular function: procollagen galactosyltransferase activity.